Peromyscus eremicus (cactus mouse) is the source of this 1479-nucleotide messenger RNA. RefSeq names its product linker for activation of T cells family member 2 (gene Lat2). Bases 141 to 716 code for a protein of 191 amino acids. Gene Ontology annotation, biological process: calcium-mediated signaling; B cell receptor signaling pathway; B cell activation. NCBI's taxonomy places the organism in Eukaryota, Metazoa, Chordata, Mammalia, Rodentia, Cricetidae. The record is from RefSeq and is a predicted model, not a curated record. Gene Ontology annotation, cellular component: plasma membrane. The transcript has 12 exons.
CAGGAAGCCAACCGCCUUGCCUGCUGCCCGCCAGAGUCUGUGGUGUUGGUAUUGGCUUGGGCAGGUGUGCCGGCACAGGAUGAGGUGGCCAUGGUGAGGAACCCCCACUCUCAGCUUUGCAGCCCCCUCCCCAAGCCAACAUGAGUGCCGACCUGGAGCUGGUGUGGCCAUUGUCAAUACCGCUGUUGCUGAUGUUGGGGGCCACAGCCUGGCUGUGUGUCCGUUGUUCCCGCCCAGGGGUGAAGAGAAAUGAGAAAAUCUUCGAGCAGAGGAACCAGCAAGAAAACGAACAGAACUUUACUGUGGCUCAGACCUACUCCCUGGCCAGGCCGGUGUGGCCAGGACCCCUGAUGGACACAGCCUCAGACAAGUCAUCUGAAAGAAAGAAUAAACUGCUGUUCUCUGAUCUCGAAGGAAGCAGACAUGAGCCUGACGCUGCCUAUGUAGAUCCCAUCCCUACGGACUACUACAACUGGGGACGUUUCCAGAAGUCCCCAGAAGACGAUGAUUCCAACUCCUACGAGAACGUGCUCAUCUGCAAGCCCAGCACGCCCGACUCAGGUGGCGAGGAAUCUGAGGAUUACCAGAACUCAAUAUCUAUCCGAGAAUGGCGAGAAUCCAGGAGGACUGUGGGUGCACAAGUAUCCCCAUUAGAAAGCCCAGAUGAGGAGCCAGAUUACGUGAACGGGGAUGUGGCCGCUGCUGAGCAAGCCUAGGAGAGAAUCAAUCGGAAGGAAGGGCCUGACGGGGUUAUGAGCUGAAGCGUUCACUGCCUGCUGAAGCCUAUUUUCCGGGGAUGCUCAAGCUUUAGACCUGGCUGUGGCUGCUCCUGGGAGGGGUUCCAGAACAUCCUGGGAGACAUCGGGACUCGCCAAGGCUGCAACCCCCGAGCAAUGCCCUGGACUUCUUUGGGAGCAAAGCAGGUACCUGGAAACAUUGGCUGUGCUGACCAGAAGCCCAGGACCUGAGGCUAGCUGUGUCUCCAGUACCACAUCUAAAAUAUGUCACAACACUGGCAUUUGUCUUUUUUUUUUUUUUUUUUUCUUAAUUUUGCAAUAGGGUCUCAUUAAAUUGCUCAGGCUGGUCUCAAACUUGCAAUCCUCCAGCCUCAGCCCUAGUGCUGGGAUCACAGGGUGUAUCACUACGCCUGACCUUGUAUCUCUUUUCAUUGUUUGGACUUCAAAUUGCUUAUGAGUGUUGAUUUCUGGGAACGUUCCGUGACUGUUUCUGUAGUUAACGUCAAUUGCUGGAGCCGUAUUUAAUAUUGCCAAUGUCAGGGGGACUUCCUGUCUCCCAGAGAGCAUUGCAUGUCCUAACUUUAACAGAUGUAGGGAUGUAGGGUAACCUGGAGUCUCCUUGUUCUCUUUGUGGGCUCUCAUUUGCUCAAUCUUCCAUCCCUGCAGGGACCUUGUGGGUCAGUGAGAGGGAAACAAAACUGGCCCCUCACCAAUCAAUCAAUAAACCCUGAGUUUAAGAGCA